Messenger RNA from Lingula anatina, 1437 nucleotides. Its product is annotated as protein AMN1 homolog. The record is from RefSeq and is a predicted model, not a curated record. NCBI's taxonomy places the organism in Eukaryota, Metazoa, Brachiopoda, Lingulata, Lingulida, Lingulidae. Gene Ontology annotation, molecular function: protein binding. Gene Ontology annotation, cellular component: SCF ubiquitin ligase complex. Gene Ontology annotation, biological process: SCF-dependent proteasomal ubiquitin-dependent protein catabolic process.
GACAGGUUGGCUGCAAGUUCGCAACAAACAAAAUACACGGUUUUUAUUGGACAACAUAGUAAAGUUUACAAUAUGGCAGCGGCGGCUGCGAAUUAUUUUACUUCGGGAUGUAAUACAGUGCCAACCCUGUUAAACAUAUCUGUUUUGUCCAUGGUGGGGCACCUAUCAGAUUAUUUGGAAGCAUUGGACGGUCUACCACCGAAUCUUAAAGAUAAGUUGCUGCAUCUAAUGAGUAAAAGAGGAUUGAUUACAGAUGGGAACAUUCAGAAAGUGGUGCAUUCUGGAGUUCGGAUGCUUGACCUCAGUGAGUCUGAUGUCACUGACCAAGGCUUGCAGUAUGUUAGAAAGUGUAAAGAUUUGAAGAAGAUUGAUCUCAACUCUGCCAAACAGUCCAGGACCAACAUCAGCUCAGAAGGAAUUAUAAGUGUGGUCACCAGUUGUCGACAGCUUCAGAUUAUUUACCUACGGCGCUGUCUGAAUGUGAGUGAUGAUGCUGUUAUUGCCAUAUCUCAGCAGUGUCCACAGCUGAGGCAGCUCAAUAUUGGAGGCUGUCACCUCAUCACUGACAAGUCACUGCAGGCUUUGGGUGAGAACUCUAGGUUCCUAAAAAGUGUCAACUUUUCAAAGACAAGGGUCACAGAUGAAGGUGUCAUAAGCCUAGCCACUGGUGUCUGUUCAGCCACUUUAAAGGAAAUCCACAUGGAUGGUUGUGUACAGCUGACAGAUGAGGCAGUGGAGGCAGUGACCAAUUUCUGUCCAGCUAUUGAUAUCCUUCUGUUUCAUGGGUGCCCACAUAUCACAGACCGUGCCAGACAAGCCAUUGAAGAUCUGUCCCAGCAUGAUGCCCACCUGAAGCAAGUGACCUGGACCAUCUACUAACAUCUGGUAGGGCAGCAACAUUGAUAGUAUUUCCAAGUUGUGAAGACGUAUUAUGUUGGGACAGUAUUUCGAUGAAAUUGUAUGUGUGGAUAUUCAAUAUAAAAGUAUGUUCUCAAACCUUGACAGCUUUCAGAGGAUUCCAUGUGAAAUGUCUUCCUGUACAUGUACUUAGAAUGUAUAUAAUAUGUACAUAAUAAUUUUUAAGAUUAAUAUUUUGUAUAUGUUCUGUAAAUGUUAAAGAUACUUGUGUUCACAAGGUGGAUGAAGUUGAACUACAAAUUAAUAUUUAUUGGUACAUGUAUAUUUUGUUUGUUUUUUAAUGCAAGUUUAAAUGUGUAAGUGUUGAAUUUUUACAGUUUAUCAUUGUGAUAUUUCGCACUUGGUCUAUCAUCAGAUUAGAGCCAGUUGUCAGUUGUGUAUGUUAAAGGAUUGAUUGUAUACAUAUGUGUGCCAUCCGUAUAAGGUUAUUUCAUGUAAAUGAUCAUGACAGAUGUAACCUUUUAUAGGCCAUUGUUGGCCUGGUAAGUGUCAAGUAUUGUAUUCCAUAAAAUGUAUGAA